CGCAUCGUCGAGAGCCGUCGAGAGUGUACCUAUUGUAACCGAGGACAGUUAAAACCGUUGGUGGCGCGCCCUCCCCCGGACCUCCUCCCCACCCCUCUCCGACGUCCCACUGUCGUUUGAGCCGUUAAAGCGCGAACCUAACCUGAUCCGUGUAGCCCGAUAGCGUCCUUAUUGGAGUUUUCGGGGCCAGAGGCUUUCGUUUCGAAUUUAAAGGUCCGGGGGGCCACGGAUCGCGGCGUGGAGUGUGUUAUGCCAAGCUGUGGUGUGCCUGUGCGUAUAAGGAACUGAGGGACAAACUCUCUGAGCGGCAACUCUAAAGGCAUCCCCCCCCGGAGAGAUGGAUCCCGCGACGGUGAUAGCUCUCUGCAAGGAGAACAUCCAGCCGUUGAGGUACGGGCGGAAUGCCACUCAAUUGGGAACCGCACUGAGGGCGCAGGAGGACGCGGAUGCACAGCAGCUGUUGCUGCAGGAGAAGCAAAUGUACGAGGAUGCAAUUAAGAAUUACGAAGGAGAAGAUCCUUUAGAGAAUUGGUAUGAAUACAUUCUCUGGGUGGAACAGAGUUACCCGAAAAGUGGACACGAAUCCCACAUUGGGAGACUCUUGCAGCAGUGUUUAGCGAUAUUUGAAAAGGAUUUGAAGUAUCAUCAAGAUCGUAGAUACAUACGUUUGUGGAUUAAUUAUAUAAGUAUGCAAAAGAAUCCUUUGGAGCUGUACCAGCUGUUGCACAGUAAUGGUAUUGGAACUAGAGUAGCGGACAUGUACAGGGCCUGGGCUUUCGAAUUAGAGCAAAUUGAGGACGACAAACGCGCGGAUGAAGUUUACUUGAUGGGACUAUCUGUUCAUGCGGAACCAUACGAGGAAUUAAGCCACGCUCACCAAAACUUUCAAUUUGCCGUGGCGCGCAAGACACUCGGACGUAUCGAGGAAAGAAACGCCGUUUCCUUAUACGAACAACGUCAGGCUUUCAGUUCACUGAGAGCGAUAAGAGCUGGUAAAAGAAUCGGCAGCGUACGGACGGGUCAUCGCGUGCGCGAUUACUGUCCCGGAACUGUGCCCCAAAUCUCGUCUUCUAUGCAGAACACAAAGCCCAAUUCUAAAAUACAAAUAUAUCAAGAUGACAUACCUGGAGAAAUGAAGGGUUCAAGUAUAUUAGAUCACGUACCUAUAGAAGAUACGGUACAUAAGGAAAACACCAUCAAGCCUGGACCAUGGAACAGCGGAAGCAAGAGAGGUCCAUUAAUAGCUCCUACUGUAAAAGCGGGCUUUAAGAUUCACGAAGAUCGGAACGACGACAUGGAGAAAAUUAAAUUGUUCCCAAAUCACGUACCUUUUUUUGACGGUAGUAAAUGUCACGACUGUUUAAGAGUGCCGGUAUAUGUAGCGGAGCCAAUAGAUCCAAAUAUUGUACAAAAACCACAUUAUCCCAAAGAGUUAGUUUAUGCCGAUAAUGCCGACCGUAGUAUGGAAGAAAUUAGAGCGCAGCUCUAUUUGGAAAGAAGAGCGCAGUUUCUGGAAAACAAACAUGAAAUGUCGAUGGUUUGUUUACGUGGAACCGAUGGAGAAUCUCAGUCCCAGCUCAAUAAUUACGAAAACAUGUAUCAUCUACAAGAGAUAGAAGAGCAGAAGCUCAAUCAGCAAAGAAGAGAAGCCGAGAUUAGUAGGCAGAGACUCCAAGCCGAGCAACAAGAGCUGCAAAGGCAGCAGUACGAGGUCGAGAGUCAGGUUUUGGAGACUCAACGGCAGGAAGCCGAGCAAAGAGAAUUGGAAAGAUUAGAGAACGAGAGAAUUGAAGCUGAGAGACUCGAGGCGCAACGAAUGGAAGCGGAAUUGAAUACGCAACGGAAGCUACAGUCGACGAACUUUAUGCACCAGCAUCACACCACGUCGUUGGCCGUUGAAACUGAGGAACACUUGCUCGGGCAGAGCCUUACUGUAAACACGAAGGAAGCUAUUUCGGUCGUUCAAGGUUUGUGGCAAUCCCCGGAUGCGAAUUCGCGCUUUCGUAGCCCACCUGUCGCAUCCAGAAUGGUAGAUUCGAGGAACAAAUUGCCGUUUGACAUACACAUGGAUAGCUCUAUGACUCAACAUGCGAUGUCCAGUAAUAAGCAUCAUCAGGGAUACAAUUUGCAGGUUUAUAAUGAUCAAGAGAAUCAUCAAAGUUAUCAUACGCAGCAUCAUAGUUACUCUGGUCAGGAUCAGCACGUUGCAUAUGGGAAUCACAAUUUGCAAAACAGUUAUCAUUAUCAGAUGCAGCAACAUGAUCAUCAAGUACAGCAGCCGCAUCAUCGGCAGCACCAUCCCCAACAUCAGCACCAUCAGCAGUUGAUGUCACCGCAUCAGCAAAUGCACGCUGUGCAUCAUCAGCCUCUUUCUCAUCCACAGCAUCUACAAUCGCCUCACAGCCAAAUGCCGCAUCAUCAGCCACACAUUCAUCAGUCUCCGCACGGCCAUCAUCACCAGUCCCCGCACGGUCAUCAUCAUCAGUCCCCGCACAAUCAUCACCAUCAGUCUCCGCACAAUCAUCACCAGUCGCCACACAAUCAUCAUCAGUCGCCACACAAUCAUCAUCAGUCGCCGCACAAUCAUCAUCAGUCGCCGCAAAAUCAUCAUCAGUCGCCGCACAAUCAUCAUCAGUCGCCGCAAAAUCAUCAUCAGUCGCCGCACAAUCAUCAUCAGUCGCCGCACAAUCAUCACCAGUCGCCGCACAAUCAUCACCAGUCGCCACACAAUCAUCAUCAGUCUCCGCACAAUCAACAUAUUUUACAUUCUCAGCAACCGCAACACGUGCAUCAACAUAUGCAACAUAUGCAGCAUCCCGUUUACGGUAACAUGUUACCCAACGAUAUCGGCUAUCAGCAAUACCCGACGUCAAUGGAGGCCCCUAUGCUACAGCAGAAUGUAGAACCGCAGAAACAGUUACAUUUCUCUCCUUACACCGAUCCUGACAUUGAGACGAGCAAACCGUACAGAAUGCCGCCCGAGUUACCCUACAUCAAAUCGCCCGGGAUGAAUCGCAAAGAUAUCAAAUAUCUCGAAAGCGCGGAAGACAAAGAGAACGCUAUCGUUGUGGAUUACAAUGGUCCACUAGAAGAAAAUAUGAUACCCAAACCGGACGAGAAUAAUCUUUAUAUUGACGAAAGCUUGGGUAUAACUCCUCUCUCGGCUGUUAACGAGACGUGCUUCACAGAAGCCUUUAAUGCACCGUUAACGAGCUCCACGCCAAUGACCAAUAAUUUCAAGCCAUCAACCGUACAGCCGUACAAAAUAAAAGAUGACUUUUCAAAUCAGAAUAUUGUAUCUCAACCAAUUCCAGAGGCUCCUAAUGCCGAAGGUGAUGAUAAAUUAAGCGUGAUAUUAGAAUCUACACGAGAAUAUGUAUCAAGCAGUUCAGGGAGCAGUAAUUAUACUAAAACAACUGGAUUGACCUUUGCAUUAACGAGAGAAGAUAUGAUCCCUUUUAAAGAACAACCCGUGGAUACAAUUGUAGAAGAGGAGUCAAACGAAUCUCUGUUGUCCGUGAAUCAACCUUACGAACAAAAGCAGUACGCGCAAAUCCAAGCUGUGCACGCUCAAAGUCCGCGUACGGUACAACGGCAUGUCGAUCAAAUCACAUCCGAGAUACAGAAUAAUUGCGAUCUCAGAAAGUCCAUAAAUUUAAAACUCAAUGAGGAGGACAAUUCAAAAAAAGUUGACAUCAUGGAGUGCGAGGAGCACGAACCUAUGGAACAAGUGGAGGAAGAGUGUUUCGAGUUGCCGUCGAGAGAUAUAAAUCCAUUCGAUAAGAACUUGAUAGCUGGCCUAUUGAAAAAGAUAAAGUUUCCACAACCCCAUCAUGCAGAUGGAUACAAAAGAAUAGAUAUCAAUCUAAAUAAGCUUGUGCCUUCUACCACGCUUACGCUUGAUACCGAAGCGUAUGAUUUGGAAAAGUGCCUUGGGAAAGGAAUGUAUGGAACAGUUUUUAAAGCAUCCAAUUUGCAAACAGGCGAGACUGUUGCCCUUAAAAUACAAAGGCCUGCUUGGGUUUGGGAAUAUUAUAUCACACGAGAGAUAAGAACACGUCUUACAAAUCCACACAUGUUACGCGGUUUUAUGGAUGUGACGAUGGCAUAUGUGACGAACAAUGGAAGUAUACUAGUUUCAGAAUACUCUAAAUUCGGAACAUUAUUAGAAGUGACGAAUCAGAUAAAAAUUGCCACUGGCAAGCCUCUGAUGGAAACUUUAACUAUUUUCUUUACAAUUGAAAUGAUUCAAAUCAUAGAGUACUUACAUAAAUGCCAAAUAAUACACGGGGACAUAAAGCCAGAUAAUUUCUUAUUAAUGCGACCACCUACGGAAGAUGUAAGGCCAACUAUACAGCUGAUAGAUUUCGGAUGUAGCAUAGACAUGAAACUAUUGCCAGAAAAUACAACGUUUACGCAAGUUAUAAAAACGGAAGAUUUCACUUGUAUCGAGAUGCAAACUGGAAGACCAUGGACAUAUCAGACUGAUUUAUAUUGUCUAGCGGCGACCAGUCAUUGUUUACUGUUUGGCAAUUACAUGAGAGUAUCUAACGUGAGCGGCCGUUGGUUUAUUUCCUCGAAAUUACCAAGGUACGCUAAGAAAGCUGCUUGGGAACAAUUUUUCACGGAGCUGUUAAAUAUUGAGUCGUGUGAGAAAAUGCCCGAUCUGGCGAAAUUGAGGAAUAUGAUGGAGGAGACACUGGCGAUAAUGCCAGAGGUGCAUGCGAAAUUUCGGACUUUAGUCAACAUCCUCAACAAACGAUAACGCUUGCUGUAUCCGAUGAUAUGUCCCAAUGUGUGCACAUAUUUAGCAAAGAACCAACGUGUAAUAAGGAACUUUAAUGUUAUUGUGCUAUUUAUUAUAAAGAAGUUAAUACUACAGUGAGAUAAAGUAUAUGUAUCUACACAGUUAUAAUACAUGAGAAUGCACUUUACGGCCUGCUUCGUGGAGGCUUUAUCGAUAUUCGUUGCUUGCACAUAAUCAACAUUAUUAGGACCAUUGUGCAACGAGUCUAACCCCUCCAAAAAUUGUUUCAGAAACUUACAGAGAGAUAUGCGGAAGAUUUAUACACGGUAGAGAUUUUGGAAAUGUACUUGUUAUCUCUCAAACAGCGUAUUGCGCUCGCUACGCAAGUUACGUACGAAUGGUGUUGUAUGAUAUAAUGAUUAAAACAGGAAAAGCCACAGAAAAAUUUGAAUCUGUAAAAAAUGAAUAGUACAAUAUGCGUGUGAUACAGUAUAGAUCCAAUUUGCAAGAUGGUAUGCAGAAGUGCAUGCAUAAUACUGAGUACUUGAGUACCUUGUAUAGAUAAUUAAUGUAUAUGUAAACAUUGUAUAUUUAAAAUAGAUCUUGACCUUAAGCCGUUUGAUUCCUGUUGUCAAAGGGUCAUCUUGCUUUCCAAUAUUCUUCGAAAUGUACGAAAAAAAUAUACCGUGUCAAUGAUGUUAACCGAUUAUUUUAAACAUUCUUCCCAAAUACACCAUUACUCAUGCAGAGCAGUAUAAUUUUAUUGCAAAAAAACGAAAAAAAAAAAACGGCGGCCACACACAUGACCAACGUGUAUUAUGUAAGCGAUGCAGGUUUUAAUUUUGAUAUGUGCAGGCUUAUUUUCGAGUGUCCACUAAACAGGCCUUUUUAUGUAGUAUACGUUUAAGUUAAGACUUCCUAAAAUAUAUGCGUAUGUGUAUGACACAAUCGACGGAAGCGUUGGAGGUUGCGUUUCGAUCUUAGAUUUUAUAAAGAUACGCAAGAACUUUUGGUUGUCUCUUCGAAUAUUAAUAUUAAAUUUAAAUAAUUUAUUAAUAUUAAUAUUAAAUUGUAUAUAUACAUACACACCGGGACCAGUGUAUGUGUACGUUUAAAUAAACCGUAAUCGACAACCUAUCGUUCUUGUUUAAAAAUUUAUGAGAAUAUGCCUUAUUUUAACGGUGUAAUUUAACGAACAAGAAUGAUGUUCAGAUAAGAGCCCGCGUACAAAGCUUUAAGAUUAAAAAACAGUUGAGACAUUGUAAGAUACAUUUAUUAAAAUCGAUAACACCAAGAUACAGAUGUAUAUAUAUUUCGAUUUACCUUUGAUUGCUAAAAAAAAAAAAAAUCUUGUUACAAGGUAUUGCGCUCGCUACGCAAGUUACGAAGGAAUGGUGUUGUAUAUAAUGAUAUGUAUGAUAGUGAAAUAUUCAGUCAACGUUAAUUUUGAGCAUG
This is a messenger RNA of Wasmannia auropunctata (little fire ant), 6202 nucleotides long. RefSeq lists its product as uncharacterized. Gene Ontology annotation, biological process: mitotic spindle assembly checkpoint signaling; protein phosphorylation; meiotic sister chromatid cohesion, centromeric. The record is from RefSeq and is a predicted model, not a curated record. The transcript has 15 exons. Gene Ontology annotation, molecular function: ATP binding; protein kinase activity. Bases 338 to 4765 code for a protein of 1475 amino acids. NCBI's taxonomy places the organism in Eukaryota, Metazoa, Arthropoda, Insecta, Hymenoptera, Formicidae.